Molecule: messenger RNA, 2154 nt
Organism: Olea europaea var. sylvestris
Lineage: Eukaryota; Viridiplantae; Streptophyta; Magnoliopsida; Lamiales; Oleaceae
Product: membrane protein of ER body-like protein
Exons: 9
Coding region: 184-1965 (593 amino acids)
Source: RefSeq, a predicted model, not a curated record
UGAAUUUUAUUAUAUAAUUUUCAUCAGUGAUUGACCCGAAUGCUUAUUUAUUUGCAAGAGGGGUUCGUGAAUUUGUAACCAUUGGCUGAUAGAAUAGAUAUAUAUCUAGCCUAAAUUGGCCAUUCUCAGCUCAAGAGAAAACAGAAGGUGAGUUUUCCUUUUUUUGGUAGUGCUGAGGGUAAGAUGGAAGUAGUGCAUCCGGCGGCCGAGGCUCUUUUGGAAAGAGGGACAACUUCCCGUGACGACAACAGUACGAUAAACGAUACGAUCAUUACUGAUCACGAAAGUAGUCAUGAGAUGAGAGGAGAUAACAAUGGCAAGGAGGCUAAGAAGAGUGUCUACUUGGAUGAGAAUGCAGGAAUAUGGAAAUGUCGACACUGCAUUUGGACCUACCAAAUUAGAAACACUUGGGUUGAUCAUAUUCAUCGAAGAUCUUUCGAUUUUGGAAUUAGAGGUACUGCAAUUGAACGGUCGCUUUCGGAGAAAAAUUCCGGUAUCGUGGAUGUCGACGAUGUUCCGAAGAUUCUAAAUUCCGUCAUAAACAAGACACUUAUUUUGGAUGCUCCACUUUCGGGCUCAUUACAGAAGGAAGGAAUUAUGAGUUCAGAGGGUUCAAGCAAAGGACCCGUAAAGAUUGAUUUAGUAGAAGAAAAUGAAGAGGAAAUCCUAGAGCUGGAAUUCGAGAGGGCAGUUGGGAAAAUGCAUACACACAAUAUAUACUGUCCUAAUUGCAGUUCUGAGGUUACAAGAGUUAUUCUUCGUAGGAAAAAACCUCAAAUUAAAAAUGAGAAACAAAUGGGAUUGUUAGGAUGUUUAUCGUGCUUCAGCAUUUUCAUUCCUUCAGGGAAUACCCUAAAUCCUUUCCGAUGUUUUGGAAGUAAAGAAGAACCGGAAGGCACAAGAGUUCCGUCAGGUGCUCCCGCGAAUGAUGAGGGUGAAACCAUAGUGAAGAAAGGAGGGGUUUUCGACCUGUUUUGGAUUUUUGGGAAGCGAGGAGAAAACGAAAAUGCACAGACUUAUCAUCAGCAAGCAGGAGAAAACGAUGAUGAUCACAGUGAACAAUUGAAGGAAGAUGAUAACGAAGGCCUAACUAGCUCCAAGGCUCGUGCUCGUCCACCAUAUGUAACUUCAUCACCUGCAAAUGAAGCAAAUAAAAAUGAGGGAUCCACAUCUUAUACGACCCAUGGGCCCAAUAUACCUGAAAAUCAACCUCAAGUUCCUCCACCUGGAGUAUCUAACUCAGAGGGAGAUCAGAUAGAUUUACUUAUACAAAAACCAGGACCUGGUCCUACAACUGUAGUCCCUCCAGGAUUCUUGGAAGAUGGUUCGAAAUCAUUAGAAAUUCUAAAGAGUAUUGUUUAUGGAGGUCUAGUGGAAACAAUCGCAAGCUUAAGUAUAGUGUCAUCUGCAGCUGCUUCUGAAACUGCCACAGUGAACAUUGUGGCUCUUGGAUUGGCAAAUGUGAUUAGUGGAAUAUUUGUUAUUGCUCAUAAUCUGAGGGACAUGAAGAACGAGUGUCCAGUACCAGACUCAAAUGAAAAAACAGAUAGAUACCAAGAACUGGUUGGCAAGAGAGAGAACUUCCUAUUCCAUUUCACUUUUGCCCUUUUAUCAUUCCUUCUAUUUGGCCUAAUCCCUCCUGCAGUUUACGGCUUGGCAUUCGAGAAGACUGGCAAUAAAGAUUACACGAUUAUAGCAGUUGCAGCAGCUUCUCUUAUAUGCAUAAUUCUUCUUUCAAUUGGAAAGGCUUAUUGUAAAAGGGAACACAGAUUUAUUGCAUACUUCAAAACAAUUUUGUACUAUAUCAGCAAUGCAGUUGCUGUUUCUGGUGUUGCCUAUGCAAUGGGAGAUCUAAUCAAGAUACUUGUUGAGAAGCUUGGCUGGUUUGAGCCAAGCUCACCUACACCUACUACUUUGCUCAAUUCCAGGAUAUAUUCUACCACUCCAUACUUGUCUUAUUCUUGAUGUCACGAGAGUCGAAUUAGACUAAGAACUUUAGGCUGUUUUAGUUUGUUGUUGUGUGUUUAGGAUCAUAUAUUAUGUUGUUUGUCAGUAUUUCCCUUUCUUGAAGUUAACUCGGUUUUGUAUUAUGUGAUGUAUGAAAUUAUGUCGGCUGUAUGAAUAAAUUUCAAUGUUUUUUUCUUGCAUUUUAAA